AUGGAUCUUAGUGGAAGAAAUACAAUUGAAAUUUGCUACAGUUUUUCAACACGUGAAUCAUUCGGCAUACAUGUUUUUUUUCUCAAUUAUCACCGGAUACUCCCGCUAGUAUCAAUAAUUAUUCAUUUAUUCAAAAUCCAGAUUGACGAAAAGCUUAUCUUUAUUCUCUUAGACUUUUUCCAAAUCAGAACACAUAUGUCACAUCAAGAAUUUCUUGGCAACAUCGAUCUGAGCGUCAGUGCAUCUUUACUAAAAAAUUAUCGAGCAGAAUCAACUCAAACCGAUGCGGAUAUUCGAUUUAGAACAAUUAAACACGACAAUGAUCUUGUGCUGAUUGAACUAGGACGUCUGCUGACUCCCAACGAAUGCAACGAAAUAGUACAUAACACUCGUCAUCAAACAUUCGAAUGUAUGCACAAUAAAUAUGAUAUUCGAAGGCGAAACAAUUCGCGAUUAAUUGUCAUGGACGAGCAGUUAGCCGAUAUGUUGUGGCAACGUUUGAAGUCCGAUGAAAAACUGCUUGAAUUUAGUAGAAAUAUGAAACCAUUAGGUUUUAAUGUUCAAGGCCAAUGGCAAUUGGAUGGAAUCAAUCCAGCAAUGAGAUUAAAUAAGUACAAAGAAAACGAACACUUCGCAGUUCAUAAAGAUGCACAAUAUGCGCCAAGUGGUGAUGAACGGUCUUUAUUCAGUUUCCUAAUUUAUCUCUCGGACGAGUAUGAUGAAGGUGAAACAAAAUUUUACUUUCCCAAACAAAAACCAUCGAUGGAUAUCAAGGGACUAACAAUCAGAGAAGAAAUUAAUGCGUUUGGUGGGUUAACAACUGGCUACGAAUGUAUCAGUGUGAAGCCGAAGAAAGGCUAUGCCAUUCUGUUUACACAUAAUCUAUUGCAUGAAGCGAUAGCACCGAAAACAGAAAAUGGCUUGGAAUUGAUGCAACGAAUAGUCCUUCGAAGUGAUAUACUAGUCAAACGAACAGGAAAACCUUUGGGAUUUGCAGUUUGCCCGGAAGAAGAAGAAGAUUACUUUGCUUGCUUGAAUUUCUUUCGCGAAGCACAGCAAAAUGAAUUGAAAGAUACGUAUGCACUUUAUGAAUCUGAACAAGCGACUUAUAGAGGAGAACUAUAUGAACGAUCGUUAUCAAUUCGAUAUUGCUAUCCACGUUUACUUGAAUCAAAAUUAACUUCAUCAAAUGUUAACAAAGAAUCCAUAAUAAAACGCCUCCCAGUUGAACUCUGGCUUCACAUUUUCCAAUUUAUGAAUGAAAACGAUGUUCAGUAUUUCACAUUUGCUUAUCCGGAAUUUCAAUUUUUGCAUAUGGUUUGGGAAGCUCAAAUGAAUGCAUUUGUGGCAGACAAUCCACUUCGAUCUAAAUAUCUUCCAAAUAUUCAUCAACAAUUCGGAUGCCAAACAUUAUUUCGUUUUCCCGACACAGAUUUCUUUUUGAAACACAUUCACGGAUGUUGCCGUGUGGCGGCUGUUUACGCAUUUUUCUUGUUAGGACAUAGCAAAGACGCAACGACAUACGUCGUUCGAUAUGAUAGAAAUACUGAUGAAGUAUGCGAACUAGAAAUGGAAAAAUUGCUUGAAGAUGUAUUUUACAACCGCAAUUGUUACGGUGCGUUGUACCGAGUAAAUCAAAUAGAUGAGAACAUCCGACAACCCAGAAAAGACUUGAACUCGAGCGUUGACCGAACGUAUAUGAGUAAUCGGCAUGAUUCCCAGUUUAUUGGUGAAGAUCUUCGUUCACGUUAUCAUCUACGAUUCGAACUGGCAGAACCAGCUGGACAGUAUGAACUGGAAGAAUUUUCUAGAGAUGUUGAUGAAUAUGAUGUUUUACAUGGUCAACGACGUAAUGCUGAACAAAUUUCAGAUUUGCGUAAUGAUUCGAAACAUCAAGAGCUACUUUCAAAAGACGGUUAUCAAGGCUUCUGUGAACAUUCAUGUAGUCAACUAGAAAAACAAUCCGGCACGAGUCUAUUCCGAAUGAUGGAAAGUAAGGAUCAGAUCAUCGAUCGUAGCGGCCCUUGCAUCGUAGAUCAUGACUCGGAAUCAAAGCAUGGUUCAAUACAAAUUUAUAAUCACUUGGUGUUCGAUUUUCAUACACAUCAGUUACAAGUCGAAAAAUUACCGACGGAAAGUUUUAAUAUUUUUACACAAUCAUAUUUACGUCGAAAUAUCAUAGCAUUGCAAAGUUUAGCUCCCGGUAAUAAUUCCAUCUCAUUCUAUCGAGUAAAUAUUGAAAAGCUAGCUGAGAAAACACAAGGUUUCAAUCAUGCAUCGUGUCAAUGCGUAUUUCCUAAAAUAAGAGUCAAUCAGUUCGCAUUUCUGGACUAUAUAUCUCUAUCUCAUGUGCAUCUAUCUGUUGUUCACAAUGAUAACGAAAUGUUCGUUUUAGCGACAUAUGGAGGUAUUGCAGCUUUCUAA
Messenger RNA from Adineta ricciae, 2424 nucleotides. The record is from the annotation of a GenBank genome assembly. Lineage: Eukaryota; Metazoa; Rotifera; Eurotatoria; Adinetida; Adinetidae.